This is a messenger RNA of Tribolium madens (black flour beetle), 1618 nucleotides long. Its product is annotated as facilitated trehalose transporter Tret1-like. Gene Ontology annotation, cellular component: membrane. Gene Ontology annotation, molecular function: transmembrane transporter activity. The record is from RefSeq and is a predicted model, not a curated record. Gene Ontology annotation, biological process: transmembrane transport. Bases 159 to 1604 code for a protein of 481 amino acids. The transcript is spliced from 2 exons. NCBI's taxonomy places the organism in Eukaryota, Metazoa, Arthropoda, Insecta, Coleoptera, Tenebrionidae.
AGUGCAAACUCAGACGAUUUAUUAAUUUUUCAAAUUGAAUUUUGGCCUCAAUUUGAAAAUUUCUGUUAAAUCGUCGAUAACAAGGCCAUAAAAAUCGCAUUUGUAUUUCUCCCUGAGAUAACAAAGGUUAUCAUCACUCAGUGCAGAACCUAACCAAGAUGCAAGAAACACCACUUGAAGAAAUUAUCUAUAAAGCACCUGACGACUCCCCUACGACUCUAAAACUUACAAAAAAGCCACAAUUUAAUUUUUAUCUCUAUCUCGUCGCAGCCAUCGCCAACUUGCUGGGUUUCUCAACCGGAACUGCAAUUGUUUGGGUGGCUCCAGUACUACCAAAACUCCUCUCGAGUAAAAACCUUCAAGACAGCCCCCUAGGGCGCAUUAUAACCCACUCGGAGGGGGCAUGGAUCGCCGGUUUGCUACCCCUGGGGGCAAUUUUCGGCCCUUUUCUCGCCGGAAAAAUCGCCGAUAAAAUUGGACGAAAAAAAAGUCUGAUUGGUUUAGCCCUAAUUAAGGUUGUCUCGCUCCUAAUCACGGCUUAUGCCACGUCUAUCUCUCUUUACUACGUCUCGAGGUUCAUGAUUGGUGUUGCAAUCGGGACGAUUUUCGCAGUGCUACCAAUGUACUUGGCCGAAAUCGCUGAAAAUCACAAUAGAGGCACUUUGGCGUGCUCUAUGGGCGUUUUCAUCGCAAUAGGUUUCAAUUUUACGUUCCUAUUGGGGCCCUAUUUGACUGUACAAAACUUCUGUUUGGUUUGUCUCACCCCUUUGGUGGUUUUUGUACCAAGUUUCCUCAUUUUGUGCCCCGAAACCCCCGUUUUUUUGGCCGUAAAACACGAAAGAGGAAAACUAGUCAAAAGUUUGCAAAAAAUUCGAAACGACAAUUUUGAACCCGAAUUAACACUUCUUGAAGCUUCCCAACAAAGCCAACAAGUCACAAGUGGGAUUAAAACUCUCCUCAAGACGAAAUCACUGCGAAAAGGCCUGAUUAUCUCCCUAGGACUGAUAAGUCUGCAGCAAUCGGCCGGCGUGAGUGCCAUAAUGUCGUACUUACAAACCAUUUUCGAAGCAACGGGAAGUAAAUUCGCCCCGGAAAUUUGCGCAAUGAUCAUUGGGAGUUUUCAAGUUGUCGGCACACUUUUAGCGUCCACGAUUGUGGAUAAAGCCGGGCGGAAAAUCCUACUUUUGUGCUCCUCGGCCGGAAUGUCAAUAACUCUGCUUUUGCUCGCGUUGUAUUUUUACCUCCAGGGUUAUAAAUUUGCAAUUGUGGCUAAAUUGUCGUGGUUGCCGGUUUUAUCACUUGUUGUUUUCGUUUUAUCGUUUAGUUUUGGUCUGGGGCCGGUGCCAUGGGCAGUAAUGGCCGAGAUUUUUCCAGCAAAUGUUAGAUCUCUAGCUGCGUCUUUGACGAGUAUUACUUGUUUUAUUAACACUUUUGUGGUCACUGUCACUUUUCCCUCGAUGGCGUUGUUUUUUGGAAUGUCGAAUUGUUUUUUGAUUUUUGCCGCCAUUUGUAUGGCAGGGACUUUUUUUAUUUAUAAAGUUUUGCCCGAAACGAAAGGCAGGAGUUUACAAGAAAUACAAAAAUUGUUGGAAGGACAAAAAUAAAAUUUUGUUUAUUA